Pseudoliparis swirei is the source of this 1277-nucleotide messenger RNA. Its product is annotated as ras-related GTP-binding protein D-like. NCBI's taxonomy places the organism in Eukaryota, Metazoa, Chordata, Actinopteri, Perciformes, Liparidae. Gene Ontology annotation, biological process: cellular response to starvation; regulation of autophagy; cellular response to amino acid stimulus. The transcript has 3 exons. The record is from RefSeq and is a predicted model, not a curated record. The coding region runs from base 802 to 1086 and encodes 94 amino acids. Gene Ontology annotation, cellular component: lysosome; Gtr1-Gtr2 GTPase complex; nucleus. Gene Ontology annotation, molecular function: GTP binding; GTPase activity.
CCCAGUUUUUAUUAGAAUGUUAGCAGUUCAAGUGAAGAACAUGAAAUGGUUCAAAGGUCAGCGGCAAACUGCCAAAGGUGAAACCAAAAAACUGAAAAAUAAUGUACAUUUCAGAGUUGUGUAAAAAGGCCUUAUUCAGGCAACAAGUGAUUAAGGGUCAACAACUUUCUGAACUAUAUUUGAUUUAUAUUGAAGAACGAAUGCCACGCGGGUGUGUUCGGCUGAUACAUCAAACAUUUAGAUUACAUUUAGUUAAGCAAAACCAUUCCUUGAGUAUUAUGUUUAUCUCCAAUUGAUUAUGUGGAUUCUAUGCUUUCAUUUCAGAGUACAUUGAGAAAUUAAACUGUACAUUUCAAUAAAAUAAUGGAGAAAUAGAGAUGUUGUCACACUUGUGACGGUCGUGUGCAGACACGUCUCUCUCCGUGUCGCCGCGCCAGACACUUGACAGACACACAAAUAGAACCCUCCGCUGCGGGGGAAAGGUCACCGGCAUGGCUCCCACGGAUCAGGUGGCGACGCGGGGAAAGUGGGCCACCGCGAGGCGGCUCGAGUCCUGAGCCGACCACGAGCAGCCGCGGCCGGCAUGGCGAGCGAGAGGGACGCGGGGGAGCAGGACUGCGCGGCGGAGGGAUACUACGACGACGACGAGGACGACCUGGAGGCGUUUUCAGACGCCGAGCCGGGCUGUGAGGACGGAGUGUUGGGCUUCAGCGACCCUCUGAACGGAGAGGUCAAACCUCGCAUCCUGCUGAUGGGCCUGAGGAGGAGAAGUCCUCCAUCCAGAAGGUGGUUUUCCAUAAGAUGUCGCCCAACGAGACCCUGUUCCUGGAGAGCACCAACAAGAUCUGCAGAGAGGACGUGUCCAGCAGCUCCUUCGUCAGCUUCCAGAUCUGGGACUUCCCCGGCCAGAUCGACUUCUUCGACCCCACCUUCGACUACGAGAUGAUCUUCAGGGGCACCGGAGCGCUGAUCUUCGUCAUCGACUCUCAGACGUCCAGCAGCUGUUGGUGGUUAAAGAAGAGGUUCCUUUUGAGCAGCAGGUCUGGAGCUCCAGUCUGGACCAGGUGCAUCCAGAGCCCCCGCUAGUUAAAGAGGAACAGGCAGACCAGGAGAACCCUGAGCCCCCCUACAUUAAAGAGGACCAGGAGAACCCUGAGCCCCCCCACAUUAAAGAGGAACAGGAGGACCAAGAGAACUCAGUGCCCCCCCACAUUAAAGAGGAACAGGAGGACCAAGAGAACUCAGAGCCCCCCCACAUUAAAGAGGAACAGGAGGAC